Seminavis robusta is the source of this 2943-nucleotide messenger RNA. The record is from the annotation of a GenBank genome assembly. Lineage: Eukaryota; Bacillariophyta; Bacillariophyceae; Naviculales; Naviculaceae.
AUGAUCCUCGAUCACGACCCACUCCAACAGGUGACACCUCCUCGACGACGUGUCACCCAAUCGCCAAUCUUUCGGACCAAUGACCCAUCGUUAUUACCCGGCUUCGAGCCACCAACACCACGCUCCCACAUCAGUUCUGGUGUGCCAUCGGCAAUCCGUGCCCAGGUUCACGACGUUAUGGCGGUUCUUGACAGCAACACGUCCUCCCUCCAGCGCAGCCAUGAUUCCACACCUCUUGUGGCUCCCUGGCAUAGCCAGCCGUCGGCUAGUUCCUCCCUUAGUGGAUCUUACCAGACCGGUGUUGAAGGCUCGGCCACUGGCCCAUCCCUUCUCUUCUCACGAGGCAGCACCCCGAGCCGCCAGCCAUCUUCCUCUCGGCGACCCGUCUUUGGCGAUGGCUUUGAUGACGUCCCUAUUAUCCCUGACUGUGCUCUUGCUGGACCCACUGGACCCAUUGCGAUCAUUCAUGGGAUCCCACCAUGUGGGUACAGUAGUCAAUUUCUCACGACUAUUGUUGACAAGCGAGAGCUUUAUGGGGGGACAUGGCAGUUGACUUCGCGAUGGCACCCAUACCUGCGAGGAUACUAUGAUCGCCAAGAUAGAAGCAUGGCAACCUCUGGCAAAACGUACUACGUGGUAGACGGAUGGUUCGAUGGAUUACCGUGCCAGCGAAUCGUACAGUCCUUUGCGGAAGGAUGGGCCAUGCAGGCAGAUGUUCUUAACAAUGGAGUUAGCGACGCACCGACAGGCUUCAAGGAACUCAACUCUGCCAAGGAAUACCUGCAAAUGAUUCAAACAGAGCGUCCCGUGGAUCCGCGACAACGCAUUCCACCAAGUGGUGCCCACGCAAUCAGUGAAAGACCUACUCCAUCGGCCCCACCAGAACCGGCGAGGAACCCCUUUAGUACACCCAGUACGCCCAUGCGCAGCGGUUCUCGCCAAAACAACUCAGAGCCCAUGAUAGAGGUCACCACGGCAGAUGGCCAACGCUUCACGGUGCCGGCAUCAUCGAUUAAUAGGAGCGUCGGAACCUUUUCCAGAUCACGUGAUAACGGGUCCGUGACCAGCUUGGAUAGCCUGUGGAUGAGUCACAUCGAGUCGCAACACCACCUCAAGGAUGCCCUUGGUGCGAUAGUUCAAGGCAAUCGAUUCACACAUGAUGACCGUCUGCGUGCAUCCACGGAAUUACCACAGUUACCAGUGGCACCUAAUGCUACCGCGAUCUACCAGUGGAAGUGUGGUGUAGAGAACGCUCUCACUGGAGACCAUUGGGAAGCAGACGACAUCGAAAUCUGGGAAUACUCCACUACCACCACAAGCAACAAGGACAUUUCCAAGGUCAUGGCCAGACUCCUCGUCAAGGCUACCAAACAGAACAGGACCAUCACGGACCUACUACAGCGGGAACACUCUCUCAAACGACGUGGGCCAGAACUGCUCCAGGCUGUUCUCGACACAUUCCUUCCUGUCACUAGUGACCGUGUGGACGACCGCUUUGCCGACGUCAGCACCCUCGUCCAAGAGCAACGUGAAUACUGCGUCUCCUUCCUCCUUCGCCUUCGCUUCUUCAAUCGCCAAUAUGGCGCUGCUAGCGGUGCGAUCCUUCCAGAGACAGUCCUUCGUGGCUGGUUUGUGGCCGGAACAGUUCGCCACGGUCCGUACCGGUCCAUCUUGUCCAAGUGUUACACCCGGCUCAUCCGUCCAGGCGGUAAGCUUGCCGGCACCCCUACAUUGGACUGUACCAUCGACCAGCUUGCCGAACACUUCGACAACAUCCUCACUGGUGCUGAAAACAGCAAAUAUUACUGCGACAGCAAACUCCUCACUGGUGAAUCGCCCAUUCGCGCAUACACCACGGCAUCCCGUGGGAAGGCCCACCAGGCGAGCUCUGUUCGCGCAGGUUCUCCAGGGGAACCUAGGGGGGUAGCCUUUCAAACUUCGCUCGACCCAGCUGAUCCCAUGGCCAUUGUUAAUGCCCUGAAACCCUUCGAGGAUGUGGAAGUGACAAAGGAACAAGCGCAGAACGUGCUAUACCACUUUGCCUGCCCCUGGUGUGUCAUCGCUCGACACAAGAAUCCACACAGGCACCACAUGUCUACGUGCGAGCACUGCAUCCCAGGAUACCGAAUUGAGUUCGACGGGAACUCCUACAAAGAAGGAAAGGCCAACAGGCCACGUAAACCACGCAACAACGAUACUGGCACAGCCCAUGCUGUCAGUCACACAUUCCCAGCGGACGACGAUGAUUCGAGUACUGGUAGCGGAUGUGAGUCACCCUCUAUUGACGUGUCAACUAUUGUAGCGCCGAUCAACUCACCACCUGUCACGUUUCCCAACAGAGAACUCACUCCCAACUUGGGUGCCAAACUGGCGACCAUACCGGAAGAGUCGACACUGGACGAGGACGACGACACAGUGACACAGGCGUCUACACUUAGUUACAUGUUAAAUAGUAAUGACAAUGAUCAACCGUGCAACCCGCUCGUUUACUCCUGCAACUAUGUUCGCAAGGGACCAAUCGUGGGACCCGCUAGAGCAUACAUCGCGAUCAAACCAUUGCCUAGGCACUUCGUCGUGGACUCUGCCAACCGUGCCACGUGCACACAGACGAACACACUGGCAUGUGUGGACUCAGGUGCAACUGGUGAUAUGUCACCGUACCUGGAAGACUUUGUUGCCUACACACCACUCGAAGGACACUACAUACGUGUCGCUAAUGGGUCACCAAUUCCCAUCGCCGGAUAUGGAACGACGACUCUGAAGAGUGCAACGUCCAGUGCAUGCCAGCACCAUCAGCAACCAAGGUCCACUUCGACGACCAAGUGGUACACGGCUAUUCCAACCGACUCGCCACAGCUGGAACGGCUCUCAGAGUCAAUCGGCGAUUCGAACCAGCACCGACACGACACCACAUGGAACCGAUUGACGAAGCUGAAGUCAUGA